Messenger RNA from Scylla paramamosain (green mud crab), 2680 nucleotides. Its product is annotated as somatostatin receptor type 2-like. Gene Ontology annotation, molecular function: somatostatin receptor activity; peptide binding. Gene Ontology annotation, cellular component: plasma membrane; neuron projection. Bases 861 to 2114 code for a protein of 417 amino acids. Lineage: Eukaryota; Metazoa; Arthropoda; Malacostraca; Decapoda; Portunidae. The transcript has 3 exons. Gene Ontology annotation, biological process: G protein-coupled receptor signaling pathway. The record is from RefSeq and is a predicted model, not a curated record.
GAGAGAGAGAGAGAGAGAGAGAGAGAGAGAGAGAGAGCCAGCGCCUGCCCACUCUCUCCUACCUGUUGGAUCACACAUGGUACAGAGAGCGACCGUCAGUGUAGCCCAGACUCCCCUCGCCAUCACAGCGCCUCCCGCCCUGCCUCGCGCCCCGCCUCCGCCACCGCCUCCCACCCCACGCUCGCUCCCCCGCACGCACACUCGCGCACUCACGCCCCAUAACUCCCAAGGAACAUGGAGAACUUUGAGAGAUAAACAAAAAAGGAAAACUUGAGAGCUUCCUUAGGUGUGAGAGAGAAAAGAACGUUUAAUCUCUCUCUCGCUCUCUCUCUCUUCUUCUCUUGGGGUGUUAGAAGAGACAUUUUUUUCUCUCUCUUUCUCUCUCUCUAUCUUUCUUUGACUUUGCCUUCCUCAGGUGAAGAGACAUAGGGAAGAAGAGACAGAGAAAUGAGAGAAAGCGAAUGAGGGAGAAGAGAAGAAGAGGGAAGGAAUUGUAAGAGUAAAAACUUAAGUGUUGAAGGAAGGCAAGUGGUGACAAGUUACUGAAUCAACGUCACCACCAGCAGUGUCACCAUUACCCUUGUGGUGCUUGUACAGUGACCAGCGGCACAAGGAGGGUGGCGCGCGCCUGAGCAACAGCAGCACCCCACGUGUGGCCGCCGCCCGAAGGCUGCCAGGUCCCCGCGGGCCAGUGCCGCUCCGCGCCGCCCCGGGACACCCAGCGGGACUCGCCAGCUCGGGGCGCUUCACGCUGAUAUGACUGUGGCACGGAGGCGCGGAGUGGUCGCCGCGCCUUCCCCUAGCAUCCACUAGACCCGCGCCCCUGCGCCCGCCGCUCUAGGACGCCCGCCGCCGCCGCCAUGAACCACUCGCUGGACACCGAGUAUGACUUCAACGACACCUUCCCCCUCAACUGCUCGUACCUGCACGAGUCAGGCCUGGGGCCUCCCGACCAGAACUGCUCCCUGGGCAUCUUCAAGGGUGGCAUGUCCCCCAUUCACCUGGUGGCCAAUGUUAUCAUGCAGGCGUGUUACGCCGUGGCCUGCCUGGUGGGGCUGUGCGGCAACACGCUGGUCAUCUACGUGGUCACCAGGUUCUCCAAGAUGCAGACGGUCACCAACCUGUACAUUCUGAACCUGGCCAUCGCGGACGAGCUGUUCGUGAUUGGGGUUCCCUUCUUGAUGACCACCUCGGUGCUCGGCCACUGGCCCUUCGGGUCAAUCAUGUGCAAGCUGUACAUGAUCACCACCUCGCUCAACCAGUUCACCAGCUCGCUGUUCCUCACCAUCAUGAGCGCCGAUCGCUACAUCGCCGUGUGUCACCCCAUCAGCUCGCCCAAGUUCCGCACGCCCAUGAUCUCGAAGCUGGUGUCGCUCACCGCCUGGACGCUCUCCGCCCUCAUGAUCGUGCCCGUCUUCAUGUACUCCAACACGCUGGAAGUGAACAACCUCACCAACUGUAACAUCGUGUGGCCUGACGGGUUCGGCGUGAACGGGCAAGUGGUGUUCACGCUGUACUCGCUGGUGCUGGCCUUCACCGUGCCCGUGGUGCUCAUCUUCAUCUUCUACAGCCUGGUGCUGCACAAGCUCAAGACGGUGGGGCCCAAGUCCAAGUCCAAGGAAAAGAAGAAGAGCCACCGCAAGGUGACCAAGAUGGUGCUGACGGUGAUCACGGUGUACGUGCUGUGCUGGCUGCCCUACUGGGUGCUGCAGCUCACGCUCAUCCUCACGCCCCCCGGGGAGGGUCAGAGUCCCUUCAUGGUGGUGCUGUUCCUCAUCUCCUCUUGCCUCUCCUACAUCAACUCCGCCAUCAACCCCAUCCUGUACGCCUUCCUCAGCGACAACUUCAAGAAGAGCUUCCUGAAGGCGUGCACCUGCGCCGCCCGCAGGGACGUCAACAGCAUCCUGGCCGCCGAGAACUCCAUGUUCACGCGGCGGCGCGGCGGCUCCUCGCGGGCCCGAAGCGUGAAGACCCGCGACACGGAGCAGCGGGACGCCCACGGCCCGGUGAUCAGGGAGGAGCCCACCACGGCCAUCACCAUGACCACGCGGUACGCCCACAGCCACGCGGCCAAGGAGAACGGUAACCAGGAGACGCCCACCUCCCAGCUCUGAGGUAGCUGGCAGGAUGGAUGUUCGCCUGCCUUCUACUGACAAGGCCCCAGGAGACCAGAAGAACCUGAAGGACUCCCCUGCAGGACUCAAGACCUCCUACACCUGGGUCCUGCAGAGAGAGAGAGAGAGAGAGAGAGAGAGAGAGAGAGAGAGAGAGAGAGAGAGAGAGAGAGAGAGAGAGAGGAUAUUAUAUUUGAUGUUGUACUGAAAAAAAAAUACUUGUCUUUAUAUCGAAGUGUUGUUAUAUUCAAGAGAUAUACACGUAUGCAUUAACAUCCUCAUUGUCAUCAUCAUCGUCAUCAUCAUCACCAGCACCACCACCACGACCACCAUCACCACCAACACCACCACCACCACCACCACCAUCACCACCAACACCACUGUCAUUAUCUCCAAGCCUGCGAUCGAGGCAUCGGUGGUGGUGGUGGUGGUGGUGGUGGUAUGACCCUUGACCUACAGCUUUUUUUCUUUAGAGAGAGAGAGAGAGAGAGAGAGAGAGAGAGAGAGAGAGAGAGAGAGAGAGAGAGAGAGAGAGAGAGAGAGAGAGAGUGUGUGUGUGUGUGUGU